UUCUUCCUCCUCUUCCUCCUCCUCCUCGUCCUGCCCCUCGCCCUGCUCCUGCCGACCUCCUCUGCUCGACUGCGGCCGCAGGAAGCCGCCCCCGCCCGCAUGGACCGCGCUCCGACGCCCGUUGCCCCGCGACGCCCGAGCCCUGGAUUUGAGUCACAACCGGCUGUCUAAUUGGAGCAUCAGCUUGGACUCUCAGACAUUACAGGAAGUGAAAAUGAACUACAAUGAGUUAACAGAAAUUCCCUAUUUUGGCGAGCCAACUUCCAAUAUUACUGUUCUGUCAUUAAUACAUAAUGUAAUCCCAGAGAUCAGUUCAGAACAGCUACAGUUCUAUUUUUCCUUGGAAAACCUGGAUCUCAGCUCUAACGUCAUCUCUGAAAUAAAAAUAUCUUCAUUUCCUCGAAUGCAGCUAAAAUACUUGAAUUUGAGUAAUAACCGAAUAACCACCUUGGAGGCAGGCUGCUUUGAUAAUUUAUCCAGUUCCCUAGUGGUGGUGAAGAUAAAUAGAAAUAGGAUCAGUGUGAUUCCGCCUAAGAUCUUCAAGCUGCCUCAUGUACAGUUCUUGGAGCUCAAACGGAAUAGGAUUAAAGUUGUGGAGAGUCUUACUUUUCAAGGGCUGGAGUCCUUAAAAUCCUUGAAAAUGCAGCGGAAUGGAAUUAGCAAACUAAUGGAUGGGGCUUUCUUUGGCUUGGAUAACAUGGAAGAGUUGGAACUGGAGCACAAUAACCUGACGGAAGUGAGCAAAGGCUGGUUAUAUGGCUUACGGAUGUUGCAGCAGCUGUAUGUGAACCAGAAUGCUAUCGACAGGAUCAGUCCUGAUGCGUGGGAGUUCUGCCAAAGACUAACUGAACUUGACUUGUCGUACAACCAGCUGACCCGUUUAGAUGAGUCUGUCUUUGUGGGCCUAAACUUAUUGGAGAGGCUGAAUUUAGGGGACAAUAGAGUGACUCACAUUGCUGAUGGCGUGUUUAAAGGCCUUUCAAAUCUGCAGACACUAGACUUGCGAAACAAUGAGAUUUCAUGGGCCAUUGAAGAUGCGAAUGAAGCCUUUGCUGGACUCUCCCGGCUCACUAAAUUAAUCUUACAAGGAAACCAGAUUAAAUCAAUCACAAAGAAAGCAUUUAUUGGUCUUGAAGCACUUGAGCAUCUAGACUUGAACAACAAUGCCAUAAUGUCUAUCCAAGAAAAUGCUUUUACUCAAACACAUCUCAAAGAGUUGAUGCUCAAUACCAGCAGUUUGCUCUGUGACUGUCAGCUGAAGUGGCUGCUUCAGUGGCUGGUUGACAGUCACUUACAGCAGGCCGUGAAUGUUAGCUGUGCCCACCCAGAAUGGCUAGCAGGGCAAAGCAUCCUGAAUGUGGACCCUGCAGACUUUGUUUGUGAUGAUUUUCCUAAACCGCAGAUACGGACACAUCCAGAGACCACAAUUGCUUUAAGAGGCGUGAAUGUGACUCUCACCUGUACUGCAGUGAGCAGCAGUGACUCCCCCAUGUCCACUGCAUGGCGCAAAGACAGUGAAAUCCUCUAUGAUGCCGAGAUUGAGAAUUUUGCCAGAUACCGGCAGCAAGGUGGAGAAGCCCUGGAGUACACGACCGUCUUGCACCUCUUCAACGUGAAUUUCACAGACGAAGGAAGAUAUCAGUGUAUCGUCACUAAUCAUUUUGGAUCCAAUUAUUCUCAUAGAGCCAAGCUGACGGUGAACGAGCUGCCUUCAUUUCUGAAAACCCCGAUGGACCUCACGAUCCGCACCGGAGCCAUGGCCAGGCUGGAGUGUGCCGCGGAGGGCCAUCCGGUUCCUCAGAUUUCCUGGCAGAAAGACGGUGGCACCGACUUCCCCGCAGCCCGAGAGAGGCGCAUGCACGUCAUGCCCGAGGACGACGUGUUCUUCAUAGCCAACGUGAAAAUCGAAGACAUGGGGAUCUACAGCUGCAUGGCCCAAAACACUGCAGGAGGCCUCUCGGCUAACGCCACACUCACUGUGCUGGAGACCCCUUCGUUCAUGCGCCCUCUGGAAGAUAGAACCGUAAGCCGGGGAGAAACCGCAGUGCUGCAGUGCAUUGCUGGAGGAAGUCCGGCUCCUCGCCUCAACUGGACGAAAGACGAUGGUCCUUUGAUGAUCACAGAAAGGCACUUCUUUGCUGCAGCCAAUCAGCUUCUUAUCAUCGUGGAUGCUGGGCUAGAAGAUGCUGGCAAAUACACUUGCAUCAUGUCCAAUACCCUUGGGACUGAGAGGGGGCACAUCUACCUAAAUGUUCUCUCCUCUUCAAAUUGUGAUUCCUCUCAGAGUAGCAUCGGACACGAGGAUGACGGCUGGACAACGGUUGGCAUCGUCAUCAUUGUUGUGGUCUGCUGUGUUGUGGGCACCUCUCUGAUCUGGGUCAUUGUUAUUUAUCAUAUGAGGAGGAAAAAUGAAGACUACAGUAUCACUAACACAGAGGAAAUGAAUUUGCCCGCGGACAUUCCCAGUUAUCUGUCCUCUCAAGGAACGCUUUCCGAACCACAGGAAGGCUACAGUAACUCUGAGGCCGGCAGUCAUCAGCAACUUAUGCCGCCUGCUAAUGGAUAUGUGCACAAAGGCACUGAUGGUGGCACAGGUCCCCUGGUGAUCUGUUCAGAUUGCUAUGACAAUGCCAACAUCUACUCCAGGACCAGAGAAUACUGCCCAUAUGCUUACAUUACCGAGGAAGACCCCCUGGAUCAAACACUGUCCAGCCUCAUCGUGCAGAUGCCCAAGGAGGCCUAUCCAACACGGGCUUCCCAGGAAACCACAGGCCUGGAGAGCUUGACGCCUGCAGACAGAGAUGUGUCAGUCUUCCUUACGAACCAUGACAGGAUCAGUGAAAAGAAGCUUUCAUCGGCUCAAAUGAACAGCGAAACGCCACAGCGACCAUUAUGGGAUAUAAACAAAGACCUCGGCCCGCCGCAUCCACACUUCCCUCAGCAGCCGGUUCUGGAGGCCCCACGACUGCUCCGAAACAAGGGCCUGACAGAAAGUGAGCAGGGCCAUCCUGGGUCGCCCAGGCCCUGCCCCAGGUUGUGCGAGCAUUCGUUUGAUUUCAACAGAACUCGGAGCAGCCAAGACGGUAGGGAGGCCACAUGAAAGCUACCCCCCUGUCAGGUCUGGGCGUAGACACUCAGAUCCUCUGACUUUGUGCUUACUACCUCAGAGUUGGCAAAGAAAUCCCACGGUCACCCGUUGCUUAACCCAGAUGUUUACAGUUCCGAAGUGAGUGGACCAAGCCGAACAAGUGGACCGAGCGGAAGAGGAAGAAAGCUGCCGAGCAAGUCGCGCGAAAGAGAAGGGAUGCGGGACUGCAAGCGGAAGGGCGCGUUUCUGAAGUUAUGAAGGCCCAGAAGAAAGCGCUGCCGGACAGUCCCAGGUAACGUGCCCGGGGGCACACAGACUCCCCAAGCUGGGAGAAACCUCUUGCUGCUUAAAUGCCAAGCUGUCUCAAUUUUCCAAACGAUCCCGAGGAAGCCUCCCUACUUUGCUUUCUGAGAAACAGAAAUUCCUUGGACUGUUGAGUCAUUUUGAGCAUACAAUUUUGGCAGGCUUUUCACUACCCAAGACCCGUUUCGACCGGCUGGUGACAGUUUUCUGGGGGGUGGGAGGGGUUGGUUUUGCCUUUUCGUCCCUGCGAACUGGGGAAUUUGGUUGUAAAUACAUUUAUACAUAUUUUUUUUUUGUAUACACUACGCAUCUGUGUUGGCUGUAAUGUAAAUAUUUUUUGAUAUGCCCAAACCAUGUAGUAUCUUGUGUUGUAAUCUGGAAGGCUGCUUGUCGAACCAGACUCGUUUUUGUAUAACUUGGUUUUAUGAAAUCUGAAGAAUUUGUAAGGGUUUGAAACUUCUUAUUUGUUAAGAAGUAUGUGUCUAAAGGACAGGUUGCUUGGUGAUCGUUUACACCAGACGUGAGGCCUGGUGUGAUUUUAAUCACUUGUAAUAUUGUCAAAAUUUGCUAACCGAACAUUUGACCUCAGUUGUUCCUUCAUGGAUAGAAUGCCUAGUGGGAUUUAUCUUUCCAUGCCUAGGGGCUUUUGGUUUAAAAAAAACAAACUGCAAAUGUGGGGAAAAAUACACGAUGCUUAAUUUAAAUAAAUGUCUUAACUGGGGUUCAUCAUCAAUCAUCAUCAAUCGUAUUUAUU
Tachyglossus aculeatus (Australian echidna) is the source of this 4145-nucleotide messenger RNA. RefSeq names its product leucine rich repeats and immunoglobulin like domains 2 (gene LRIG2). Lineage: Eukaryota; Metazoa; Chordata; Mammalia; Monotremata; Tachyglossidae. Gene Ontology annotation, molecular function: protein binding. The transcript has 18 exons. Bases 215 to 3100 code for a protein of 961 amino acids. The record is from RefSeq and is a predicted model, not a curated record.